AUGUGGAUGCGGGCAGCAUCACUGUCUCUCUUAUCCCUAGCCCAUUUAGCUUGGGCUUCUCCUUACAGGUCUGACCUUGUGGCCUACAACCUCAACACCAACCAAAACGCCCAGUCCGUCCUCGACUAUUCCUAUCCAACCCGUUCCAAUUACACUCUUUCGCCAGAAAACUGGCGCGCCGUUCCAUUCUAUACCGUCCUGCUCGACAAGUUCGCGGACGGUGAUCCUUCUAACAAUGAUUACUUUGGUACUAUGUACGAGUGGGACUGGCGGGAGACGCAGCUUCGAUUUGGCGGUGACUUGGCGGGAUUUACGUCAAAAUUGGACUACCUCUACGGAAUGGGUGUCAGAGGCGUCUAUAUUUCUGGUACACCAUGGAUUAACAUGAUAUGGGAAGCGGACAGCUAUUCACCUCUCGACUUCACUGUGCUGGAUCCUCACUUUGGCAACAUCACUGAAUGGCAGUCGGCUAUCGACGCUGUUCACAAUCGUGGGAUGUACGUCAUGAUGGACUUCACCGUCGGAACCAUGAGCGAUCUGGUCGGUUUCGAAGGGUUCAUCAACGCGUCUGCUCCGUUCAGUCUCAACGAGUAUCAAUCGGAGUGGAAGAAACCCAUGUACAUACCGUGGGGUUUCAAUGAGUACAAGGACUUCGCGAUCAACAACACGUACAACUACUCCUGUGUAAUGCCCGUCUUCUGGAAUGACGACGGUCAAAUACAAGACAUCAACUGGGAUGGAGGUUGUUACGAGUCCGAGUUCGAUCAGUAUGGUGACAUGGAGGCUUUCGGUGUCCACCCUGACUGGCAGCGUCAGUUGUCGAAGUUCUCUUCAGUCCAGGAUCGUCUCAGGGAGUGGAAGCCGGAUGUAUUGGCGAAGUUGGAAACCUUCGCCUGUCUCGCGAUUACCGCACUUGACUUCGACGGUAUUCGUAUCGACAAAUCCACGCAGAUCACGGUUGCUGCGUUGGCAGAGUGGACUGCCGCCACUCGGAAAUGUGCUACCAAUCUUGGAAAGAAAAAUUUCUUGAUUACUGGCGAAGUUACUGGUGGUGAUACGUUUGGAUCUCUCUAUUAUGGUCGUGGUCGUACGCCUGGUCAACUUCCACCCGGUUAUUCGGCAGUGCCAAACGUGACCUACGCAGACAAUCAGUACUUCCUCCGUACCACUGACAUCGGUCUGGACGGUGUCGCCUUCCACUACUCAACAUACCGAGCGCUGACUCGCUUCCUCGGCAUGGACGGUAACUUGGAAGUCGCGUACGAUAUCAGUAGCAAUUUCAUCACGGCGUGGCACGAGAUGUUCGUCGACAAUGACAUGAUCAACGCAAAUACGGGGAAGACGGAUCCGAGACAUAUGUUUGGCACCAGCAACUUUGAUGUGUUCCGUUGGCCGAGUUUGGAGAACGGAACAGCUCGGAGCGUCAUAGCUACAUUCAUCACUUCGCUUGUGAUGCCGGGUAUUCCACUAUUUUACUACGGAGAGGAGCAGAAUUUCUACGUCUUCGAUACCACGGCUAACAAUUACCUCUAUGGUCGUCAGGCCAUGAUGAGCAACAAGGCAUGGCAGCGCCACGGAUGCUACACGCUCGGUUCUCAGCAGUAUUUCAAUGCUCCGUGGGGCAGAUCGCUCCUUGGUUGUGAGGAUGAUUGGAACUCGUUGGACCAUUUCGAUCCCACAUCGGAUUCUCGUCGUCUUUUCGCGCAAUUCAUGUAUCUGCGAUCGGUCUACCCCGCUCUCCAAGACGGUUGGAAUCUCGUGCAGCAAGGCAAUUGGACUUCUUACAUUCAGCGUCCGGGUUCUAACGAUACUGCCACGGAGAUGGGUCUCUGGUCGGUCUCUCGCUCAGAAAUGACCGGUGCUCAAACUUUGUCCGGUAACAACAGCAUUGAGGUUUGGAUGCUGUACUCGAACGAGAACACGACGCAGACUUGGGAGUACCCUUGUUCUUCUAAACUGUGGAUCUCUGCUCCCUACGUGUCGACUGUGACCGUCAGAAACCUGUUUGCCCCAUACGAGGAGUAUGCUCUCGAACAGUCUGAAUCAGCGUACUACAACAACAGUCAAGCCCCUUGGUUCGGUUGCUUGGGAAAUGUGACCAUGGAGCCCUUCGGUUUCAAAGCUCUCGUUCCGCUCGAGAACUGGGUCGCCCCUCUGCCUGCUCUCACACGGUUCUUGCCAGGCCACGACGCACGUAUUACUUCAGUGAGCGGUGACAGCAAUGCAAACGCGGUUAAUAUCUCGCUGGAAUUUAGCGUUCAAAUGAAUUGUGACAGUGUCACCAAUUCGCUUUCCUUUGCAAUGUCGUCUUCGGGACAUGGAUCAGCACCGACGAUUCAACAGUCUUCGAUCACCUGUGCUGCGGUAUCUGAGCCCGUACCAGCUCAGGUUUCUGGAGUCUCCACGUCUGCAUGGGCGUGGUCUGCUACGUUGGUGAAUUUCCCUGACGGUAUUCUCACCAUUACUGUCAACAACCCGACGUCGCAAGAUGGUACCGCAUCCACUGGAUCUAUAGACCAUCUAUUACUUCGUAAGGGUCAGGCAAACAACGCUGUUGUCUUCCCGGAUUCCGACUAUGACAGCGGCGCAUUGACGUACUCAGGCGGUCAGUACAACUUCACCCACAAGGCCUAUGGCGCAGACACCUUCCGUUACUCUUGGAACUUCGGUCAGAACUGGACGGACUGGCAACCAUGGGAAGACUCUACCCUGGUCAACACCUCGUUCUUCGACGGCACCAAUAUGUUCUGGAGUGGAAAGCAUAUCAUGGUGCAAUAUUGGAGCCAAGCGGCGAUGUCAUCAAGCAGUGUCGUUCACUCCGACUACAAUUUCAACACUCCUCGUCGGUACCCUCAGUUCCUGGUUCGCGGACCAUUCAACCAGUGGGGCUUGGAUAAAGGUCUCCCCUUCGAGAUGACCCAGAAUUCUCAAGGCCAGUGGGAGCUCGAAAUCAUGGACACUUGGCCAUCGUAUGUUCAACUCAACGUCUUCAGCUUUGAUAACUACUACUAUGGAGAUGUCGACGGUGACGGUGUGAUGGAUCGCCUACCCCCCAACACGCUCGCGCCGAACUACUUGAACUUGUCUGCUCCACCGCAUCCCCAUCUUGCAUGGAAUCUGGUUAUCGAUGAUUCCUCUUUGCAGUGGUGGUUGGUACCGGUCGGCGAGUCUGCCAUUGGUGCUAUCAUGUUCGCCCUCCUCUUGUCGAUCCCAUUCAUCACCGGUUCGCUCGCGGUCGUUAUCUUUAUGUGGUCUUUCUACGGCAUUCGGUACAACCAGUGGGGUGUGAAGCCUCAGAAGGAUCAUAGCAGCUACUUCCCCAUCCUAGGCAGCCUCGGGAACAAGUCGAAGUCGAAUUUACAGGAUUCCACGCCACUCUCGGAGAAGAUGUUCGGGCACAAACACAACGCAGACAUUAUUGGAUGGCCGGAAGACAAGAAUAAGCGCCGUAAAGUCUUGAUUGCCACCCUUGAGUACGAAAUCAUCGACUGGAAGCUGAAGGUGAAGAUUGGCGGUCUUGGUGUCAUGUCAAGUCUUAUGGGCAAGGCCAUGACCGACGUCGAUCUCGUCUGGGUGGUCCCGAAGGUCAAGGAUCUCGAGUACCCUCCUGGUGAACCUGCAGAUCCCAUAGAAGUCAUCAUCUUCGGCGAACCGUAUUUGAUUGAAGUCGAGACCCACGUGUUGGACAACAUCACCUAUGUCAUCCUCGACAGCCCAGUUUUCCGUGCCCAGACGAAGGCCGAUCCAUACCCAGCUCGCAUGGAUGAUCUCAGCUCUGCCAUCUUCUACUCUACCUGGAACCAGGCGAUCGCUGCGACAGUCCGCCGAAACCCGCUCAUCGACAUAUACCACAUUAACGACUAUCAUGGUGCCCUUGCCCCUAUCUACCUCUUGCCGAAGGUCCUGCCAAUUUGUCUGUCUCUGCACAAUGCUGAAUUUCAGGGUCUGUGGCCACUCCGCACGAAGGAAGAAAUGAAGGAAGUGUGUUCCGCGUUCAAUAUCAGCAAAGAGCACUGCACCAAAUACGUUCAGUUCGGAAAUACGUUCAAUUUGCUUCACGCUGCCGCUUCCUUUAUUAGCGUUCACCAGAAGAGUAUUGGUGUUGCUGGUGUCUCCGACAAGUACGGUAAACGUAGUUGGGCGCGUUAUCCCGCGUUGUGGACUCUCAAACACGUCGACUCCUUGCCCAACCCUGAUCCUACUGAUAUCGCAGCUCUCGAUGAGAACCCGAUUGAAGUUCGCGACAUCAAGAUUGAUCAAGCUGCGGAAGCAGAGAGACCUGAACACAAGCGCCAAGCGCAAGAAUGGGCUGGUAUCAAGCAGGAUCCCAAUGCCGACCUAUUCGUGUUCGUCGGUCGUUGGUCGAAACAAAAGGGUGUAGAUCUGAUUGCAGAUGUUAUGCCGUCGCUGCUCGAGAAACGUCCUUCGAUUCAGCUCAUCACUGUCGGUCCUGUCAUCGAUUUGUAUGGUCGUUUUGCUGCUGAGAAGUUGGCGCGAUUGAUGGAGCUCUACCCUGAUCGCGUCUUCUCGAAGCCGGAAUUCACAGCUCUUCCACCGUACCUUUUCAGCGGCGCAGACUUCGCGUUGAUUCCGUCUCGUGAUGAACCAUUUGGUCUUGUAGCUGUUGAAUUCGGUAGAAAGGGUGCUCUCGGUGUUGGUAGUCGUCUCGGAGGUCUUGGAUUGAUGCCCGGUUGGUGGUUCCCCGUCGAGUCGACGUCGACGGAACAUAUGAUGUCCCAGCUUACGAAGACGAUCAAGAUGGCAUUGAAGUCGUCAGAGGAAGAGCGAGCAAUGCUCCGCGCUCGCUCUGCCGUUCAACGUUUCCCUGUCGUGGAGUGGCGCCAGCGCAUGGAGGACUUCCACAAGCGUAGUAUCAAUCUUAGUCGUGGUCUGGCCGGUGAGAACGCCUUCCGUGCUUCAGACUGCGACGGGGGUCAAAAUCGUCCCAUUCCCGAAAUGGAUGACUGGAAUCCCGUGGACCAGGCGUACCCGUCUCAGCCAGAUUGGGAAAGUCGCAGUCUCAACGAAAGUCCUAGGAAUGGCGGCCCUCCAGGAUCACCGGGUGCUUGGAGUCAGGAGACAUUAACGCCAGGCCCAGAUAGCCAUCUUGCUGCACCGCCGCGGCUCCUUCCUGAUGGGCGUAGAGGAUCGUUCAGCACCGACAUCUCGGACAACGACAGUGACUACUUCUCUCAUUCGGGCACUAGCGCAGACAACACUCCACAAGACUUCGGCAACUUCCUCGAGAGAGCCAACAAGACAAUUGCGCGCGACCAAAAGCACGUCCCGGAUCCAUUCUUAGAUGCUACUGCACCCUCGCGGCCAUUCGGUGCUCACUCCCGAGUCUCUUCCGUUGAGUCCAUUGCUUCGAUCGUGGAUGAGAAGCAGAACUCGCCUUUGAAUAAGGCCAUUGCAUCGUUCACUGAUGCGGAUGGAGGAGUUGCACAAGAAUUUGUCCAGAAAUUACAGAUGCUCAACUCACACAACUCCAAGGGGGAGCUGUCUAUCGAGAAGUUCUUGACAAAGAGUGAGGAGGCGUUCUUCGACAAAGUUAAGCGCGAUCGACUUUCUAUGGCGGCGAGUAUCCGAUCAUCGAAAAGAGAUUCAGUGUGGGGGACACCUGCUCCGUCUACAUUUGACCAAUCUCGACCCUCGUCUCCUAGCAUGCACUCUUUCGCUCCAGACGGCGGUUCUCAAGAAUUCGGCGACUACAGCGGCCCCUUACCAAACGGCAACGACGUCGUGAUCAUGACGAGAUUGCAAAUUGCAAUGUCAAGGGAACUCUUCGGCUGGCCAUUGUACGCUAUUGUUAUUGGCCUCGGACAGAUGUUGAGCGCAACGAGUUUCCAAAUCACCCUACUCUCUGGACAGAACUAUCAGUCUAAUCUACAACUGUAUGUGCUUGGUGGUGUCUUCCUGGCUGCAUCUGCGGUCUGGUACCCAUUGUUCCGCCUGAAGCCUUCGGUCUAUGUCCUUUCAUUUCCUUGGCUCUUUUUUGGUCUAGCCUUCUUCUUCAUCGGCCUGCCAGCAGUUGCUCCCGCACUUCACAGGACCCACUAUGCCAUGGCGAGUGCAGCUACGUGGUGUUACGCUAUAGCAUCUGCGGCUUCCUUUAUCUUCUUUGGUCUUAACUUCGGAGAGGAAGCUGGUGCGGCGACCGAGGUCUGGACCAUGAGAGCGUGUAUUGUACAAGGAUCGCAGCAGAUCUGGGUGGCUGCUCUGUGGUAUUGGGGUUAUGAGUUGGACAACGCAACAGCAGGCAGUAUCAUGCCAUGGUGGAUUGUUCUUAUCGUUUGGCCACUCUCAGUGAUGAGUCUCGUGUUCUCGUACCUUAUGCUUUACGGCUUGCCAGAUUAUUACCGCCAGACUCCCCCAAAGGUACCCAACUUCCUCAAAACCCUUUUCCGCCGAAAACUUGUUCUAUGGUUCCUUGGCUCAGAGAUUUUGCGCGACUAUUGGUUGAGUGGACCCUAUGGUCGUAACUGGACUUUCCUCUGGAGUGUUCCUAUUCCGAAGUGGCAGAUUCUGCUUCUCAUUAUCGGGUUCUUCAUCGGUGUCUGGGCGCUGAUGAUGUUCGGUCUCACGCGCAUGAGCAUGACUCAUACGUGGCUUCUGCCUGUCUUCGCAGUGGGACUGGGGGCGCCAAGAUGGUGUCAGAUGUUGUGGGGCACGUCAUCGCUCGCUCUGUACAUUCCAUGGGCUGGACACGCAGGCCCAUACCUUGGUAUCUCCCUCUGGCUAUGGUUGGGUGUUUUGGAUGCCGUCCAGGGUGUUGGCCUUGGCAUGAUCCUCCUUCAGACACUUUCUAGGUUGCACGUUUGCGCGACACUAGCAUUCGCACAAAUCAUUGGAUCUAUCAGUGUGAUGGUCGCACGAGCAACAGCCCCAGACAAGAUAGGUCCCUCGAGCGUUUUCCCUGAUCUUGCUUCCUGGGAUAUCUCCAGCGGACUCAAAGGGAGUCCGAUGGCAUCUGCUCCUUUCUGGAUAGCUCUCAUUUGCCAGAUUGUCAUCGUAAUUGGUUACUUCUGGUUCUAUCGCAAGGAACAACUUGCGCGCCCAUGA
This is a messenger RNA of Sparassis crispa, 7062 nucleotides long. RefSeq names its product Cell wall alpha-1,3-glucan synthase ags1. Gene Ontology annotation, molecular function: alpha-1,3-glucan synthase activity. Bases 1 to 7062 code for a protein of 2353 amino acids. Gene Ontology annotation, cellular component: fungal-type cell wall. The transcript has 22 exons. Gene Ontology annotation, biological process: fungal-type cell wall (1->3)-alpha-glucan biosynthetic process. NCBI's taxonomy places the organism in Eukaryota, Fungi, Basidiomycota, Agaricomycetes, Polyporales, Sparassidaceae. The record is from RefSeq and is a predicted model, not a curated record.